AAACUCUUCCGCUGAAUCUUAUGAGGCCAAGCCCAGAUCGUUGGAAAGGGCAAUGGACAGCAGAUGGCACUGCAUGGGGCAAGCAGGGCCAGGUGAAGGGGGACUUUGGUUGUAUUAAUAAGAAAAGGGAAGCUCAGAAAGGUCUCUUUCAUUCAGUAGGUCAAUGAUGGUGUAUCCAUGGCACUAUGACAGUCCCUGUGUUCAUUGCCACUUGCAGAGUCUGUCCUCAUGAUGCCCACAACCUGAUCGUGGCAUUGGAGUCUACCAGGCAGAGAUGGACAGAGCUGGCUUAGUUGAAGCCAGGGCUUCCCAAGCCUGUCACAAAGGUUAACCUUUGUGGUCUUGUCAUUGGCAGAGCGAUUGUUCUGUGCACUUUAUGUUGUUUGGUGGCCUUAGGGCUCUAUGCACAAGAGGUCAUUAGUACUCUGCAACCCUGCUCCCAACUAUCAAAACCAGAAAUGUCUCCAAACACUUCCUUGUGUGCCUUGGGAUAGGGGUGGGAUGGGGCAAAUCAAAACUGUUCUCUAGAUGCUGCUGGCUCUCCAGCAGAGUGGAGCAGAUGAAGGCGUUGGGAAGAGAGUGGCUGAUAGAAAACACUUCCAGGCUGCUUUGCCCGGCACAGGUUCUACAAAGCUGGCUGACUGGUUGGUUGAGUCAGCAAUGGGCCAAGCAGAUGGGAAGGGUCCCUAGAAAUCGAUCAUAUCUAGACCAAAAGUAUCUCAGGGCAUCAACAAAUAUUAGUGGGCCCGCUAUUAAGUUAGGCCAUCUCCAAGCAACAAGACACCAUGGUUUCUUUCCCUGAGAGUCCUCAUCGAUGAGACAUUUCUUUCUUUCUUUCUUUCUUUCUUUCUUUCUUUCUUUCUUUCUUUCUAGAUCAUUCUGGCAUGUGCUAGAUACUCCUAGGUAUACAACUGGGAAGACUUUGCCUCCUUGGGCUCUCCCAUCCUUGCUGAGCCUCAUUUCAUAUCUUUCAUUUUUGUCUUUUAAAUUGAUGGCCUCAGCCUUGCAUUUGGUAUUCACAAGGCCAGAGCAUGUGCAGGGGGCUCCACAGCAAAUGAGGCCUGCACUUCCCUGCCCUCAAGUGGGUCAUUCUUAACCCAGGAAUGUGAGACCCCUCCCUUCGCCUUCAGUACUUACCCCUCAGCAGUCCCUUCUUAGCUGUUGGUUUAUGUUUGCUUGAUUCCACUCUGCUGUUUUGUAUAAGCUUGUUACUAACUGCAACUUUAGCCCCUAGAAGAGAGGGACUGAGUGGUUUUCAUCUCCUCAGCCUGGCAUUCAUACAUUCCACACAGAGAGUGACCAAGUGCUGAUGACCUUCUGUGGCCUCUGCCCAGUCUGGGAGACUCAACAAAACAGAUGCAGGUGGGCCCUGCCUGUAUGGAUGCCCACAUUCUAGUGUUUCUAAACUGCUGGUCCUAAUCCUGGAGGCCAUUGAGAACCACAACCUCGCUGACACGGUGCUCAAGAUCACAGACUUCGGCCUUGCCCGAGAGUGGCACAAGACGACCAAAAUGAGUGCAGCGGGGACCUACGCCUGGAUGGCUCCUGAGGUUAUCCGCCUGUCCCUCUUCUCCAAAAGCAGCGACGUCUGGAGCUUCGGGGUUCUUCUUUGGGAGCUGCUGACCGGGGAGGUCCCCUACCGAGAAAUCGACGCCUUGGCCGUGGCUUACGGUGUGGCUAUGAACAAGCUGACGCUACCCAUCCCCUCCACGUGCCCCGAGCCCUUUGCCCGCCUACUGGAGGGUGAGCCAGGGCCCUGUGGAGAGGAAUGCUGGGACCCAGACCCUCACGGGCGACCAGAUUUUGGCAGCAUCCUGAAGCAGCUGGAGGUCAUCGAGCAGUCAGCCCUGUUCCAGAUGCCACUGGAGUCCUUCCACUCCCUGCAGGAAGACUGGAAGCUGGAGAUUCAGCAUAUGUUUGAUGACCUUCGGACCAAGGAGAAGCUAGUAAUGUCCAGACUGGAGGGAUGUGAACUCAGAGCCGAUGCCCACAAGACCCACCUGUCCUGGGACCCUGGGCCAGCCCCAGCAGCUAAGCCCUACCUCUGGGCCUGCCUGCCUCCCUCCCACCAGGAGUUGCGCAGCCGGGAAGAGGAGCUAUUGCGGGCUGCACAGGAGCAGCGUUUUCAGGAAGAGCAGCUACGGCGUCGGGAGCAGGAGCUGGCAGAGCGAGAGAUGGACAUCGUAGAACGUGAGCUGCACCUGCUCAUGAGCCAGCUGAGCCAGGAGAAGCCCAGGGUCCGAAAACGCAAGGGCAACUUCAAGCGCAGCCGCUUGCUCAAGCUACGGGAAGGAAGCAGCCACAUCAGCCUGCCCUCUGGAUUUGAACAUAAGAUCACCGUCCAGGCCUCCCCAACCCUGGACAAGAGGAAAGGAUCCGAUGGGGCCAGCCCUCCUGCCAGCCCCAGCAUCAUUCCCCGGUUGAGGGCCAUUCGAUUGACUCCCAUGGACUGUGGUGGCAGCAGUGGUAGUGGAACAUGGAGCCGCAGUGGGCCACCAAAGAAGGAAGAACUGGUUGGGGGCAAGAAGAAAGGCAGGACAUGGGGCCCCAGUUCCACUUUGCAGAAGGAGCGAGCUGGAGGAGAGGAGAGGCUCAAGGCCCUGGGGGAAGGAAGCAAGCAGUGGUCCUCGAGCGCCCCCAACCUGGGCAAAUCCCCUAAGCACACCCCCAUGGCCCCAGGCUUCGCCAGCCUCAACGAGAUGGAAGAAUUUGCGGAGGCAGAUGAAGGCAACAACGUGCCCCCUUCUCCCUACUCCACCCCGUCCUACCUCAAGGUGCCUCUGCCCGCCGAGCCUUCUCCUUGUGUUCAGGCGCCUUGGGAGCCGCCGGCUGUCACCCCUUCCCGGCCAGGACACGGAGCUCGUAGGCGCUGCGACCUGGCGCUGCUAAGCUGUGCCACGCUGCUGAGUGCGGUGGGCCUGGGCGCCGACGUGGCCGAGGCACGGGCCGGGGACGGUGAGGAGCAGCGGCGCUGGCUGGACAGUCUCUUCUUCCCGCGCCCCGGCCGCUUCCCUCGCGGUCUCAGCCCAACCGGGCGCCCCGGAGGUCGCCGCGAAGACACAGCCCCAGGCUUGGGUCUGGCACCCUCGGCCACCCUGGUGUCAUUAUCCUCUGUAUCGGAUUGUAACUCUACGCGCUCAUUGCUGCGCUCUGACAGUGACGAGGCUGCCCCUGCCGCCCCCUCCCCGCCGCCUUCUCCGCUCGCGCCCUCACCCAGCACCAAUCCUCUCGUGGACGUGGAGUUGGAGAGCUUCAAGAAGGACCCCCGGCAGUCACUUACGCCCACCCACGUCACUGCCGCCCACGCUGUGAGCCGUGGACACAGGCGGACGCCAUCAGAUGGGGCUUUGAGACAACGGGAGCCUCUGGAGCUCACCAACCACGGUCCUCGAGACCCCCUGGACUUCCCUCGACUGCCCGACCCCCAGGCCCUGUUCCCUACCCGACGCCGGCCCCUGGAGUUCCCUGGCCGCCCCACCACCCUCACUUUUGCCCCAAGACCCCGGCCUGCUGCCAGCCGCCCCCGUCUGGAUCCCUGGAAACUGGUCUCCUUUGGCCGGACACUCAGCAUCUCGCCUCCAAGCAGGCCAGACACUCCAGAGAGCCCUGGGCCCCCCAGCGUGCAACCCACGUUGCUGGACAUGGACAUGGAGGGCCAGAGCCAGGACAAUACAGUGCCCCUAUGUGGGGUCUAUGGCUCUCACUGAGACCUGCCCACCACCACCCGCCUGGGCAGCCAUGAAUGUAGCGCCCCAGGCCUGCCACAGCCCACCAUUUGCCAAGGUGGGGGAGGCCCUGGGCAGGAUACUCACUCUAUUUAUUGGGGAAGGGGGGAGGGGAGGACACUUAAUUUAUUCCUUUGUACCCCAGGUUGUGGAGCUCUGAGCCCAAUCUGCUGUGGGGAGAGGGUGGGUGGGCAGGGAUACUCAGGGACAGAAUAUUGUGGGGGAUCUGGCACAAGGCGCAGCAUUAAAGGUAAGCCCUGCCCCCUA
Messenger RNA from Mus musculus (house mouse), 3992 nucleotides. RefSeq names its product mitogen-activated protein kinase kinase kinase 10 (gene Map3k10). The record is from RefSeq and is a predicted model, not a curated record. Gene Ontology annotation, molecular function: bHLH transcription factor binding; protein kinase activity; protein serine kinase activity. The transcript is spliced from 10 exons. Gene Ontology annotation, biological process: positive regulation of apoptotic process; positive regulation of JNK cascade; smoothened signaling pathway. NCBI's taxonomy places the organism in Eukaryota, Metazoa, Chordata, Mammalia, Rodentia, Muridae. Gene Ontology annotation, cellular component: cytoplasm. Bases 1512 to 3707 code for a protein of 731 amino acids.